GGACACUUUUGCUUUGUGGCGGCUCAUUUUACCAGAGCAGGGGAGAUGGACAAGACCGUGCUGGCGCGAGCGACAGAGGACUCGGACUCGCCGACGCCGGGAUACCUGUAUGGGGAGAUUGCUCGCAUGACGCAGCAUUCGUUCGAUACGUGCUUGAAAGUUCAAGAAUACUUGAUCGGGCGUUUGAAGAAGAACAAACCCAACAUCAAGUACAAGGCACUUCAAGUGAUCAAGCAAAUUUGCCGCGAGGGACGACAGGAAUUCCGUCGAGAAAUGCAAAAGCACGUGCCUACCGUCAAGGAAGCUCUUCAGUUUCGCGGGCCGCCUGAUCCGUUGCGUGGCGACGAGUAUUACCGCCGCGUCCGCGAAUCUGCCAAAGAGUGCUUGGACGCGAUCUUCGACACGAACGUGACUGCGGUGGCGGGCAUAUCCACCCGCAUCAAAGGUGUCGGCAACCCUGAAGCCGCCCCGCAGUCGUCGGGUUGGUUCAACAAAGCACCCAAAGACACUGCGCCGACGCCAUCCCAAGGACCCAACGUGUACGGCACACAACAGCCGACUGGGUACGACGCACCGGGAUAUCCUGGUGGGUACAACGGACCUCCCUACCCCAGCAACGACCCCAACCAGUACCCUCAGCAACAGCCCCCGUAUCCUGGCGGCCCACUGCCUCCAUACGGUAGCAACGCGGGUCCAGGAGGCAACUACCCUGCUCCUGGCAUGACCGGGUUGGGCAACCCCAUGUUCGAAGAGAAGAAAGCCGAAGGCAAAGGAUUCUUUGGGGGUCUCAAGGAAAAAGUGUCGUUCAAGUCGGAGCCCAAGGUCACUUUUGCGGGCGCGCCGCCUGGCUCCCAAAACGCGCCCGACGGAUGGAACUUUUCCACGAACCGGGGGCCGACCUCCGGCGCGUACAACCCGAAUGCUCCUUCGACUUACAACCCGUCAGAGCCAUACCGACCCAACCAACAACAACAACCGCCAUACAAUGCCUCCAAUGUCGGCGGAUACACUGGCCCCACUUCUUCGUAUGCCGCGCCGUCGGGCUUGUACUCUGACACGGACGCCGAAGUGCGCCAAAACAAGUCGCAAGAGCUCCGGGAUCGUGCUUACGAAGGCGAGCGCAAGAAAGGCCGUGUCGGUGGCGUCUGGGACAAUAUGCCGACGCCCACGUUGCCUCAAGCAUCCUCGCAACCACGUCCAUCUAGCCGACAGGACGACGGACCACGACCUGCCGAACGCAUCCACAACGAAUGGGCCCAGGAGCAGCAGUACGUGCGCCGCCAUUCUGCUGGCCCACCGCAUGCCGCUUCGCAACAGCACGAUCAGCAACAGCACGUAUCCGGGCCAUAUGGCCGCGGUGGCGCGUCGUCCGAUGGCGCGUACGAACGUGGAAUCAUCGAGGGGUUGUGUGCACCCGGUGGCAUGCGUGCCGUCCCGCCCAAGGAUAAGCUCGACUUGUUUCUCAAGAGCGCUCUCACGUUGGACGCCGAAGUUGUCGGACCGAUCCUGGACGAAUUGGUCGGCGCGACGGAUGCCUCGUGGCAAGUUGUGUCGAAGGCGCUCACGGUCAUCGACGGUCUCUUGGCCACGAACGGCUGCGAAACUUUCCAUGAGUACUUUUCAGACAACUACGACAUGAUUCUGCAAGUAUCCACAACGUCGGAGAAGGCGGCCGUGCGCGACCGCGCCGUCAAGAUUCUGCAUGUGCUCGGGAAAAGUGUGCCGUCGUCGUCUCAAGCAGCUCCUGGCCCCCGACGCUCCAGUGCUGCCACUCAACCGAGCAAUGCCGAUCUCCUUGGCGGCUUUGAUAGCCCCAAGGCAGCGUCCGCCCCAGCUACUGCUCAACUGUCGACGACUGCGCCCCAAGCGCCUGGUGGUUUGUUUGCUGGGCUGCAAACGUCGUCGUCGUCACUCGAUGUUCACUCAGCACCGCCAUCCCAGCCAGCUCCGUCUGUGCAGUCGGCAACGUCCAUGUUUGGCGGGUUGUCGCUGGGUGGCACGGAUUCAACCCCGGCCGCUGGAAGUACUUACGCCACCACGGCGCCGACGACGUCUGUCUCGUUCGACCCGCUCUUGCAGCCCGCACCGGUCCCUCCUCAACCGACGUAUGCUCCUGCGUACAACCCGAACCAGUUCAUGGCCCCCCAACAGCCGUACUACGGAGUCCAGCCGCCUCCAAUGAUGCCGCUCCCUCCGUCGUAUGCGCCACAUCCCCAGCAACACGUUCCAUUUGUCCAGGCGCCUCCGCCGCCGCCCAUGGGGCUGCACCCGCAAUACCAGCACCAAUACGUGCUGCAGCAGCAACAGUACCUGGCUAAACCCGUCGCUUCGUCUUCGCAAGUCAUUGGGGCGGCCAUGAUCCCGACGGGGUACAUCGCCAAGACGAUCCACGAACCGACGGACUCGUCUACGUUCAACUUUAUGAAGCGGGACGACUCGUUCAAUUUUGUCAAGGAUCACAUGAAAGGGUAGAGUCCGAUAGUAACGAUGCGCAAAUGUCGUCGGUGUUGAUGCGGAAGGUGGUCGCUGGCACGGGGACGUGCCACGUCAUGACGUCUAAUUUUGGUUCCAUCGCUGCUGAAAAUAAGUGCCGCCACUUGAACACGGGCGCGAGUCUAAGUUUAGACAGCACAAUGUGACGCCGUGCGGCGACCACCACACUGGGAUUCCC
Aphanomyces invadans is the source of this 2671-nucleotide messenger RNA. RefSeq lists its product as hypothetical. The transcript has 3 exons. The coding region runs from base 46 to 2472 and encodes 808 amino acids. The record is from RefSeq and is a predicted model, not a curated record. NCBI's taxonomy places the organism in Eukaryota, Oomycota, Saprolegniomycetes, Saprolegniales, Verrucalvaceae. Gene Ontology annotation, cellular component: trans-Golgi network membrane.